This is a messenger RNA of Sinocyclocheilus grahami, 2004 nucleotides long. RefSeq names its product nucleosome assembly protein 1-like 4. The coding region runs from base 64 to 1068 and encodes 334 amino acids. The transcript has 13 exons. Gene Ontology annotation, cellular component: nucleus. Gene Ontology annotation, biological process: nucleosome assembly. The record is from RefSeq and is a predicted model, not a curated record. Lineage: Eukaryota; Metazoa; Chordata; Actinopteri; Cypriniformes; Cyprinidae.
ACGUGCCAUCGCACUUCUCCGUCUGAUAGAAGCGUGAGGACGGUCUGGAGCUGAGGUGUGGAAAUGGAUAGAAAAGAUGAAAAGAGUGAAGCCAAAGGCAAAGGAGGAAAUAAACCUUUUCAGUCCGACAAACCAGAGGGCUUUUUACAAGUAGAAAGAACACUGAAUUUCCAUCUCCUACCCAAGACUGUAAAGAGAAGAGUUUAUGCCCUGAAGAGGCUCCAGCUCCAGAGCGCCAACAUAGAGGCCAAGUUCUAUGAAGAAGUCCAUGAGCUCGAGAGGAAGUAUGCUGGCCUCUACCAGCCCAUCUUUGAGAAGAGACGGGACAUUGUGGCUGGCGCCGUUGAACCCACAGAGGAGGAAUGCGAGUGGCAAAGUGACAGGGAGGAAGAGGAUCUUGCUGAAGAUUUGCAGAAAAAAGCUGCUCUGGAGGAGAAGCAGGCAGAUUCAGCCGGCGCCGAUGAUCCGAAAGGAAUCCCGGAGUUCUGGCUCACCAUCUUCAAACGUGUGGAUAUGCUGGAAGAAAUGCUGCAGGAGCAUGAUGAGCCAAUCCUGAAACACCUGCAGGACAUCACUGUGAAGUUUUCUGAGCCUGCACAGCCCAUGAGUUUCACAUUAGAGUUCUACUUCGAGCCCAACAGCUACUUCAGUAACACGGUCCUCACUAAAGUCUACAAGAUGAAAUCAGAGCCGGACACAGCAGAUCCAUUCUCAUUCGAGGGGCCGGAGAUCAUAGACUGUGAAGGUGAAGACAACGUUUUUUUUCAUUCAAUAAUUUACUCUAUAAACUUCCAUUGGAUGCUCAUUGUGUCUGUUUGUGUCCAGGAUGAAGACUUGGACUUCACUCUAGGUACAGAUUUUGAGAUCGGACACUUCUUCCGAGAGAGGGUCAUUCCCAAAGCGGUGCUUUAUUUCACUGGAGAGGCCUUAGAGGACGACGAGAGUUAUGAAGAGGAGGAUCUUGAAGAGGGAGAGGAGGAGGAUCUGGAUGACGAAGGUGAAGAAGAGGAUGAGGGAGAUUGUGAUCACACGAAAGACCCUCCUCCUGCAGAGUGCAAACAGCAGUAAGACUGGUGAACAGAUAGCCACGGCACAACUCGGCUGUCCGUCAGACAAUUAGAAGAUGUGGAUGCAGGCCUCAUUUCCUCGUGGACUCGCCACACUAAUGCAAUAGGAAACCAAACACUGUUUAGGAAAUGCAUGUUUGUUUGUUUGUUUGUUUAUUUCUCUACUGUUUACUUUUACAGAGAUGACCUCAGAUGACCUUCUCAUUCAUAAGUCGUGUAAUUUCGCACUCCAAAAUUUAACCCUCAAAAUGGAUCAUAUAUAAGGCUUAUGAUUUCUUUUAUUUUCUAUAUUCGAAACAUUAGAGCUGGUGUGCAAUGCAAGAGGGUCUAGCAAAGAUGCCACAUGUGUUUUGAAUUCUUAACGUCCAUAUGCAACCAUGGCCAUUUUUGCAACAUAGCAAGUUUUUGGACACUCCCCAGAUGAUAUGUGCUCCCAGUGAAGCAUUACUCAGGGUUUCUUUUGCCAACAAAAUGAACCUGCUGUCUUCACAAAUCUAACAUAACUUAAAUUUCCGAUAUAGCUGUUACAAUGUAGUUACGAAAGUGUUUUGAUGUGGAUCGUCCUGCUCAGUGGUAGUCGGAUGAUGUGGGUUGUGGUACUAGAAUAUUUCUGAUUCGUCUCCAGGGUUGGGCGUCAUCGAAUUCCCCAUCCCUGCGUGACAUAACGGAUAUCCAUGCCAUGCACGUUGACAUGGGAUUUCAAUCGUAUUUUAUUUCACUAUGUGGUUAUGUGUCAAGUUGCUUGCAUUCAUGCACAGAAUUGCAUCAGUAUUGGGAAUGUUAAUGAGCAGAUCUUAAAGCCAUUGCAGGUGUACUCUCCGUUUGAACUGUGUGCGAGCCAUAGCCUUAUCUGGAACUUAUUUGGUUUGUAAUGCAGCAUUGUUUCCAUUUUGUACAAAAUAGACAAAACGAUUCUAUUAAAUGUUGUUCGACAUGA